Messenger RNA from Truncatella angustata, 945 nucleotides. Its product is annotated as NADP-dependent oxidoreductase domain-containing protein. Gene Ontology annotation, cellular component: cytosol. The record is from RefSeq and is a predicted model, not a curated record. The coding region runs from base 1 to 945 and encodes 314 amino acids. Gene Ontology annotation, molecular function: aldose reductase (NADPH) activity. The transcript has a single exon. Lineage: Eukaryota; Fungi; Ascomycota; Sordariomycetes; Amphisphaeriales; Sporocadaceae.
AUGGCAGCUAUACCGUCUCAAGCCUCAAGCCUCUCCAAAGACCUUAGUCUGCCCGGCCAAUCUCAAACCGCCACAAUCCCGCGGCUGGUCUACGGUACCGCCUGGAAAAAGGACAACACCUCGGAUCUCGUCUACACGGCCCUGAAAUCCGGCUUCCGGGGCAUCGACACGGCAGCCCAGCCGCGACACUACCAGGAGCACCUCGUGGGCGAUGGAGUCCGGCGUGCAAUCGUCGACGGCCUCGUAAGGCGCAGAGACAUCUUCUUGCAAACCAAGUUCAGCCCCACGGGAGCCCAGGAUCUGGACAAUAUGCCAUACGACGCCGACGCGCCGCUAGCGGAGCAGGUCAAGUCGUCCAUUGCCUCCUCGCUGCGAAAUCUGGCGCCGUCGGGCGCGGCGGAGGAGGAAGCAUACCUGGACAGUGUCGUCUUGCACUCGCCCCUUGAGAGCAUCGAGGAUACCAUUGUUGUCUGGAAGACGUUGUCAAAAUACGUACCUGACCGCAUUCGGCAUUUGGGCAUCUCCAACACCCCCCUCGAGAUCGUGAAAUACUUGCUCGAGGCACCAGAUAUCAGAACCAAGCCCUCUGUAGUGCAGAAUCGGUUUCAUGGCCAGACAGGGUAUGAGUCGGAGCUUCGUGCGCUCUGCCGGCAGCACGGUAUUGUGUUUCAGAGUUUCUGGACCCUUUCAGGCAACCCGCGCUUGCUAAAGAACAAGAUAGUCGGCACGGUUGCGGACUCUGCAGGUGUGGAGAAGGAGGUGGCGUACUAUUCCUUGGUCUUGGGACUAGAGGGGAUCACUAUCUUAGAUGGUACGACAAGUCAGUCACACAUGAAGACAGACUUGGGAGGAAUCGAAGCGGUAGGCCGGUGGGCUGAAGAUGAAGGUAAGGAUGUAUGGACUAGGUCCUUGCAAGAGUUCAGAGCGCUGGUAGGGGAUGUUUAA